Molecule: messenger RNA, 4563 nt
Organism: Myxocyprinus asiaticus (Chinese sucker)
Lineage: Eukaryota; Metazoa; Chordata; Actinopteri; Cypriniformes; Catostomidae
Product: ras-related protein Rab-5A-like
Exons: 6
Coding region: 419-1069 (216 amino acids)
Molecular function (GO): GTP binding; GTPase activity
Source: RefSeq, a predicted model, not a curated record
GAGAAAGAGUUCCGUUAGCAUAGAUGGCAUCAGAAGCCAACAAGCAGCUCGAGCUUCAUAAAUAACUGUUAUAUCAUGACAAAAGUGUAUUUGGUUAUAAAAUAAUUUUUAAUAAGAAAUUAAAGUUGGCUCUUGAUUUGUACAGUAAACUCACAGUGUUCGUUGAGAAUAUCAACCAGAAUGUAGCAUCUUUCUUUCUUUGAUAUGACGGCCAAGUGUGAAGAAAUUUUUGCACAAAAUUGGAUUUAAAGUGCAAAUAAGUUGAUAACCAGAUGCCUCUUUCUAAAUUAAUCAUGUACGUUAAGAGGUGUAGCAUUUCAUUUGUUUGCAAUGUUUAUCAUUGCAAGUGUUGGAUCUGGGAGUGACCGUUUGAGAAGCACCUCUUGACUUCAGUACAGGAGAUCGGGGCUUUAGGGUCAUGGCAGGAAGAGGCGGAGCAACGCGACCAAAUGGGCCAAACGCCGGCAACAAGAUCUGUCAGUUUAAACUGGUGCUGCUGGGAGAGUCUGCCGUGGGAAAGUCUAGUUUAGUGCUGCGUUUUGUAAAAGGACAGUUUCACGAGUUUCAGGAAAGCACAAUAGGAGCUGCCUUCUUGACUCAGACAGUAUGUUUGGAUGACACAACAGUGAAGUUUGAAAUCUGGGAUACGGCUGGCCAAGAGCGCUACCACAGUUUGGCCCCCAUGUACUACAGAGGAGCACAGGCGGCCAUAGUGGUGUAUGAUAUCACAAAUGAAGAAUCAUUUGAACGUGCGAAAAACUGGGUGAAGGAGCUUCAAAGACAAGCCAGUCCAAAUAUUGUAAUAGCUUUGGCUGGGAACAAGGCAGAUCUUGCCAACAAGAGAGCGUUGGACUUUCAGGAUGCGCAGUCAUAUGCAGAUGACAACAGUUUGCUUUUCAUGGAAACAUCUGCAAAGACUUCAAUGAACGUGAAUGAGAUUUUUAUGGCCAUUGCAAAGAAACUACCCAAGAACGAGCCCCAGCCCACUGGUGCUAACACAGGACGCAACCGAGGCGUGGAUCUAACAGAAACGGCACAGCCCACGAAAGGCCCCUGCUGUAGCAACUGAUCAGCGACACUCCUCACCUCCCAAACGCAUCACAUCUGGACAUGGGGCUCUUCCUUCCAAACCUCGCUCCUUGGAUUAACUAAAGACUCUGUAUAGCUGUGCUUCUAAUACUUUCAUUUUAUUUGUAUUUUUAAGAGAAAAUGUCAAUCAGCCGUCUACUGGAUGCAUGUAUCACUACAAAAGCUAAAUACACAUUUUCAACUUAAUUUAGCAGGAGAACAAACCCCUUUGAGAGAGAGAGAGAGAGAGAGAGAGAGAAUGAAAUAUUGUGUGUGUUUGAAUGUGUUGAGUAUGUGGAAUUGAUCACCUUAUGACCAGACCCAGACGGAAUCGCAUUUUCUGUGCUGAUUUGGGAAAAACAUGGUAAAAUGGAGCAUUGAACUCUCAUUGGUAGCUGAAAGCAUUAUCAAACUAGCCAAAAUUGAAACAAAAAACAAACAAGGGGUGCACAAUACGUAGAAUUUUGUGAAUGAUGAGCGUUCCAAUUAUGCGAAAACCUGCAGAUAUUUCUACUCGUGCUGAUUCCAUGUGGGGCCUGCACAUGACAUGGGUCAAAUCGAAUCCGACAGAGAGAGUUGAGUUAAGAGAGUUUAUAAAUGAAUGCUGUUUUCAGAAGAAAACUUCAUGGUAAACCAUUACCCCCUUCUGCUUCUUCAGAAGUUAUGGAUUUUUGUUUCUUCUUGUUUUACUAAAGCAUUCCAUAAUGCACCUGCUGUCUUUCUUGUAACCUUGUCUUACCACUGUUUGGUGUUGGUACCAACUUCCAUAUUGCAGUUGGUCUUGUUCACAGGUUGAAACAGGCCAUGAAGGUCUUCUGAUGAGAUUCUCAUAAACAUUGGGCCUGGCGACUUCAGGCGCAUCCAUGACUUGGCUUGUAAAGUCGUCCAGCUGUUCGGAAGGGACGGGAUCUGAUGAAUGGAUUGGGGAACUGAUGGUGUCUUUGGGGAUUAAGCUCAAUAUAGGACAGUGAAACAUGUUCAGCCUGUAUGAAUUAUUGUUAUUAUUAAUUUAGACUGUAUUCCAUCUCUGUGUUUUGCUUAUACAGCUAUUGUUGAAUUAUACAAGCAAUGAUCAGGCCCAGACUGAAUCUGCUAGCAUUUUCUGCACUGAUUUGGUGGCAUUACAAAAUCAGUGGAAUUGGUUUAAACCUGGUAAAAUGUGUCAAAUGCAGCUGAGAGCAUUUCACUCAUAUUGGUAGUUGUAUUAGGCAAAAUAUUCAGUCAGCGUGAAAUCAAAAUUGAACCCAUUUACUUUAAUGCUUAUUUUAUUCCUGUUCUUUUUUGUGCACAUUUUAUCAGUGCAUGUUAUUCCAAAUAAAAUAAAUUGUUAGUCUUAGUAAUCCUGUAUCAAAAUGUCACAACUUGCUCCACCCCUGAAAUGGCUUUGCUGUACAUCUGAUGUCACAAAGCCCUCUUACUUUUCAACAAAUCCCUUCCAAACAUCUGACUUCAUUGAUUCUGGUAUAUAAUUCCACUUUUCACAAUCCAGUCGAUUACAGAUGGAUAACGUCAAGUCUUGCAAAUUCCGUGUGGGUCCUGCAUUGGUCACGGAAAGGACAGAAAAGACAAAAGAUAUUCAUCUCAGACAUGUCCAUGUAUUUUCCACAAGCUAUUUAUUUUAUUUUUUAGUUUAUUUUUUUGCAGUUGUGUCACUAUCUGCCAGGAACGUUCCUUACGUCCGUGAUGCAGUGCUGUUUUGUCUUCUCAAAUGUACUCUGAGGACUGAAGCACGUGUUUGCAGGCAAAUUUAAAUGUUGUGUUUAGAUGUGCCAUUGUACAACAAGACAAAACCUUUCAAAAUAAAAGACCAUGUGAAGUCUUUGGUGAAGCAGUCCUGGUGAAAACCACUUGAAAAAAAUAUUUUUUUUUCCUAAUUAGUUAAAGGGUUAGUUCACCCAAAAAUGAAAAUUCAUCAUUUGCUUGCUCUCAUGCCAUUCCAGAUGAGUAAAGGCAGCAUAAAAGUAAUCCAUAAGACUUUAGUGGUUUAAUCCAUAUCGUCUGAAGUGAUCCAAUCGGUUUUGCUUGAGAACAGACCAAAAUAAAACUACUUUUUCACUAUAAAUCAUGAUAUCUGAAGUCUCCUUGGCAAUCAUGAUUUUAAGCUCCAUUAUACUUCCUAGCGCCAUCUAGUGCUCUGGGCAUGUGCUAAGCACUAGGAAGUGUAAUCGAGCUUGAACUCAUAAUGGUGCCUAAAGACUGCAAUGGCAAGAUGUACAGUGAAAAAGGAGUAACAUUUUGGUCUGUUCUCACCCAUAAUCGAUUGGAUUAGAAGACAUGGAUUCCACUUUUAAGCUGCAUUUAUGUGCUUUUUGGAGCUUCAACGUUUUGGUCACCAUCCACUUGCUUUGUAUGGCCCUACAGAGCUGAGAUUUUCUUCUAAAAAUCUUCAUUUGUGUUCUGCAAAAGAAAGAAAGACAUAAACAUCUGGGAUGGCAUGAGGGUGAGUAAAUGAUGAGAGAAUUUUCAUUUGUGAAUGGACUAUUCCUUUAAAAAGCAUUUAAAAUGUUUUGUGGGCUAAAACAUUAUUAUUACAAAAAACACUGCAUGUCUUUAGCCAGCCAUUUUGAAUGGCCUGUGUAUCAAAGCUCUUGGUAUGGUACGGCCUUCCAUAAAUCAUACUACCAAUCUGAAACGUCUUUUUACGGAGAAUCAUAUGGUCUUUUUAAUGUAUGUAGUGUUAUUAACAAAUGAACUUGGCAAUUAGUCAGUUGUCUCUCUUCUACCCUCUUUCAAAGUGCACUGUUUUUAUUUCUAAGAACCUAUUGACUUUAUAUUUCUUUAUGGUUAUGAAAUUGUGGCUGCCCGUUGUAUACAAAAUGAUUUCAUCAUGGACUACAGUGGACUCUAACAACCCUCCUGAAGUACCACAGGAUACUGAGGUAAACUAACUGGCAGGCAUUCGGCAAACCAAAUGAAUUCACCAGUGUAAUGCAUUAACACUGAGAGACUGGUUGAUUUUUAAUGUCCAGGUACUAGUAUAUUUCCAAUAAAGGGGGUGAAUUGUAUACAUGCUGUCAAGAUUUGAUUCAGGUCACUUAAACAUCAGUUUUUUUUUUUUUUACUUAUCUGUUUGAUAAAUUAUUUUGGUAUGUACGGCAAAAAUCCUGUCAGGUGUUAUUUUUGCAUAAGUGAGAUACAAUCCUUGCAGUAUCACAUCUAUAAUUGAGAUAUGUUCUCCAAGUCUGCUGACUCUAGAGCUUCUGAAAGCUCUUGAUCAAGAGUCUGGUUGUGUUUGGAAGCCUUGGGCUCCUUUCUGUGGAAUAUUCUUCCUCUUCCACUGUGAGGCUUAAGUUGCUCCUUGCUUGUCCUCUCCAGUGCAUCAUCUUCAAGAUGGAAGGAUAUGGGUGUUCCUCCAUCCCGUGUGGUGGAGUAGACCUCUCCUGCGAUAUACAGGUGCAUCUCAAUAAAUUAGAAUGUCGUGGAAAAGUUCAUUUAUUUCAGUAAUUCAACUCAAAUUGUGAAACUCGUGUAUUAAAUAAAUUCAAUGCACACAGA